Letharia columbiana is the source of this 1656-nucleotide messenger RNA. RefSeq lists its product as uncharacterized. Gene Ontology annotation, molecular function: hydrolase activity. Lineage: Eukaryota; Fungi; Ascomycota; Lecanoromycetes; Lecanorales; Parmeliaceae. The transcript has 6 exons. Bases 1 to 1656 code for a protein of 551 amino acids. The record is from RefSeq and is a predicted model, not a curated record.
AUGUCUCAGAACGUGGGAAUGAGCAACUGCUGCCUGAGUGGCAAGGUGCAUCAAGGCCAACCCGCCGGCCGAGAGGAUGAAAUCGGCGGCCUCUCAACUUACAUUUCGGAGCCGGAGAACCACUCCAAGGCCAAGUCGAUAAUCUUCAUUUGCGACAUCUUCGGUUACACAUUCCCCAACAUCCGCCUCCUGGCCGACGAAUAUGCCAAAGCGGGCUUCUACGCAUACGUGCCGGACUUUCAUCAGGGCGACUCCUUGCCAUUGUCCUUUCUGGACAAUGUCGAGCCCCCUCUCAAGACGCAAGAAACACGCACCCUAGUCGACAAAGCUAAGGAUGCCGUCAUCGUGCCUACCACUUUAGGCCCGUGGCUCGCCAAACACCGCGAAGGUGUCUCCCGGCCCUUGAUCGACGGCUUCGUCAAUACCGUGCGCAUGACGCCUGGCACGAACAAGAUCGGGGCAAUCGGGUUCUGCUGGGGCGGGCGGUAUGCGAUUCUGCAAGCCCACGGGCAGGGCAAGAGUGGAAAGGGCAGUGAUAUUGGGGGCGUGGAUGCGGCGUAUGCUUGUCAUCCGAGCCUCGUAGCUGUACCAGCCGACUUCGACCCCGUGGAGAUGCCGCUAAGUCUGGCGAUGGGGACAAAAGAUUCUCUUUUGGAUCAGGGGACCGUGGGCAAGAUUCAGGAUUUGAUGGCGAAGAAGACGGCUGUGCCGCAUGAGAUUAGGCUGUAUGAGGAUCAGAUCCAUGGCUUUGCACUGCGUAAUGAUUGGAGCAGCGAUAAAGAUAAGAAAGCUAUGGAUGAGUCGGCACAGCAGGGCAUUGAGUGGUUCUCCAAGUAUCUGUCGCUUAUCGACCGCCUUCCAUCAAUCGAAAGGUUCUGCAUCACAAGACCCAUUGAAAGAAAAGCAAUUGAAAGCAGCCCUCAAAGUGGAGACUCACCCUUCUUCCUCGUCCAAUCUCACAGCAACUCUGACACCUUGGAAUCGGCCCACACUCACUACAUUCACUACAUUUACUAUAAUCAAGUUCCAAAGAUCAUCAAUCACGCUGCACGCUCCGCUGCAGUCAUGUCCUACAACGAGAAACAUAUCGUUGGUGCCGAAGUCGUUCACCUAGAACCACCACCACAACCAUCAUACAAUAAUACCCUCACCAAAACCGAGAGCAUCUCCAACUCAACUUUGUAUCCCUCCUCCGAGUACGAUGCUACCUCGAGAGACGACUACCCACCUUCCUCAGAUCAUCCAUUCUCCCCUUUCUACUCCCAUCCUACAACCCGCACUUCCCUGGAACAAAAGAAGUCGGAGUCGAAAGUCCGCUUCCAAAUCUACGAACACGAUCUCGAAGCUGGCUCACGGGUUACACAAUUCACACAAUCAGAUCUGGCUCAACCAUCUCAUACAGACGAUGCAGUAUGGCCAUCCAGUAGAGCCCGAAAACAGCACGAGGCAAUGGUCAAGAGCAAGAAGCAUCAUUCAUACAGUCCUUUUAAACGCAUGAGCAAGAGGCAGAAAUUCUGGGUACAAGCUUUGAUUGCUGUCAUCAUCGUUGGGGCGAUAACGGGAUUGGGAGUCGGGAUUACGAAGGCGGUUGGGGGUGGUGUCUUCAGAACAUCCAACGAUUCAAGCGCUCCAAUUGGGAACAACGAUAAUCAUUGA